Messenger RNA from Exophiala oligosperma, 885 nucleotides. RefSeq lists its product as uncharacterized. Gene Ontology annotation, molecular function: ATP-dependent chromatin remodeler activity; ATP binding. The record is from RefSeq and is a predicted model, not a curated record. The transcript is spliced from 2 exons. NCBI's taxonomy places the organism in Eukaryota, Fungi, Ascomycota, Eurotiomycetes, Chaetothyriales, Herpotrichiellaceae. Bases 1 to 885 code for a protein of 294 amino acids.
AUGCUCAAGUGGGAUUGUGUUGUUAAGGACGAGUGUUACCAGAUAAAAGAGCGCAAGUCAGAAAUCACAAAAGCGAUGGCCGAGAUCAACGCCCUGUUCCGCAUUGGAUUGACUGGAACAGUUAUCCAGAAUAAAUACGAAGAACUGUGGGUGUUGCUCAACUGGGCUAAUCCUGGUAAACUUGAUCCGAUAACGGCCUGGAAGAAUACGGUCUGCAUACCACUAAAGCUGGGCCAGAGUCACAAUGCUUCGAAUUAUGAGCUUGCUCGAGCGAGAAAGACGGCGAAGAUGCUUGUCACUAAUCUUUUGCCGCACUUCUUUUUGCGGCGUAUGAAAGCGCUCAUAAGAGCGCAGCUUCCUAAGAAGACUGAUCGCGUCGUGUUUUGCCCAUUGACACUCACACAAGCGAAAGCUUACGAGGAGUUUCUACGCAGUGAUAUUGUGUCGUACAUCAGAGAGAGCGGCCGGCUUUGCGAUUGUCGCAGUGGCAAGAAGGCUAGAUGGUGCUGCAACAUGGUGCUGGAAGACGGAACUCCGUGGCAGAAUCGGGUCUUUCCUGCGAUAGCCAACCUUCAGAAGAUAUCAAAUCAUUCAGCCAGUCUCAUCUCCCAAGGCAGUGGCUCGAGCGAGAAACAAGCGAAAGCUCUCGACCUGCUCGAGAUCGCAAUGCCCGAUCAAUGGUGGGAACUGUACAAAACUCGCGACAGCAUUUUGCAUACUGGCAAUUCCGAUACGCAAUUCAACGUGGAGUACCUCGACGGUAGUAUGACGUAUGAAGAUCGGUAUCAAGCCGUCAAGGAAUUCAAUACCGACCCUACCCAAUUCAUGUUCCUGAUCAGCGCGAAAGCGGGCGGUGUAGGACUGAAUAUCACCUCGGCCAAUUAA